Molecule: messenger RNA, 3041 nt
Organism: Caretta caretta (loggerhead turtle)
Lineage: Eukaryota; Metazoa; Chordata; Testudines; Cheloniidae
Gene: JPT2
Product: Jupiter microtubule associated homolog 2
Cellular component (GO): nucleus
Source: RefSeq, a predicted model, not a curated record
GCGGGCCGGGGCGCUACCUGUUGUCUAGGCGGCCGGACCGAGCGCAACCCGCGAGAGCGGGCUGUGGAGCCGAGUCAGCAGAGAACCGUCCCUUGGCCCGCUGCUGCUGCUAUGUUCCAGGGGCCGGAGGCCGAAUCCGCCAAGCCCAGCUCUAGAGUAUUGAAACCCCCUGGAGGAGGCUCUAGUAAUCUGUUUGGGAGCACAGAAGAAGUUUCCUCUUCCAGCAGACCACACAGAAUGGCAUCUAGCAUCUUUGGAGCAGCUGAGGAACCUCAGAACUUUCCAAAAAGAACAAACCCUCCAGGGGGGAAAGGAAGUGGUAUCUUUGAGGAUCCUAGCCCUGUCCAGUCUCGUCAACGCAUGAAUCCGCCUGGUGGGAAGACAAGUGAUAUCUUUGGGUCUCCAGUACCUGCCAGCCCUGUUCGAGCACACCCAAACAAACCCAAGGAUCACAUUGUCUUACAAGAGGCAGGAGAUGCAUCAAAGGAACUGAAAGCUACAGAAAACAAACCACAGAUGGAAGACAGAAGCGAGAAGAGAGAUCUUGGGAAAGAAGAGCCAGGCCCCAAGAUAGAUGAUCAUGAACCCAGACUGGGGCCAAGGCCACGGUCACACAACAAAGUCCUCAAUCCCCCUGGUGGCAAAUCCAGCAUUGCAUUUUAUUAGGAACGUUCACUUUCACUAAUGGAGUCAGCACAGAAACUUUAUCUAUGAGUUUUCUGUUUUCAGACACUUGUAUGGGGACAGAUGUUUUAGGCAGGAGGAUGGGGGCUUUAGUGACUCAUCUAAUCCAAAUGGAGGACAUCUUGAUGUUAAGACUUCUGUAAAACCUGUUAGUUAUGGUGCUUAUGGAAAUAACUGAAGACUCUUAUGUGCUAGACAGCACAGGAUUCAGCGGGACAGUAGCUUAGAUAGGUGCAAGAGGAGUGUCCCUUUGUGGUGGGCAAUUAAAAAAAAAAUACUCUUAAGCUUGCAGCCAUUUAGUAGCUCAGACUCUUGGACCUAAGCAUUUAGGUACAGUCAGCAUGGUGAAAUUUCAUCCCAGUGGAUGGGGACUCGAGUGCCAGGCCUGGCACCCAUCUAACUGAACCUAACAAGAACUGAUGCUCUUCCCCUGGGCAGUGUAUCCUAACCUCAAGAAGCUAAAAAUGGAUCUGCAACCACUUUAAUAUAAACAUACUCCAUCCUAAGCGGUGUUGCUGGGUUCUGAAGAGUUCUGCUUAGUGCUUGGCCAUAAGAAGAGGCUUCCUCCCCAGGUUUAUUAUUUUAAAACUCUCAUUAUUCUGUGGCAAUCUCGCAAGCCAUCAAGUUGUGUAAACUUUCGGAGCACUUCAGUAAUAGUCUGUGCUGAUACAUAUUAGCUCUUGAUAAAGGAAAAAUUGUAGUCUAGUGUUCUGUCUCAUCCAGGCACUCCUGGAAAGAUCUUAUUUCACUGAUGUCAUGCAAGGGUGCCUCCAGCCUUCCUGGUAGGGAGGGCAGUGAUUUGGGCACGCAGAGUUACAUCUAUUGAAAGAACUCUGACAAACUACAGCAGUGUAUAAUUAGAUUCUGGAAACUGUCCCAGGAGAUCUCUAGUGAGCCAGUGUCCCAUCACCAGCCUCUAAAAGCCUUCAUGUAAUGAUGCUUUAGCUUCUGCAGGGUUUUUUUUCUCCCUCUGUCUUGGAGAAAUAAUGAACUGUUCUGCUUGUAUCCUCCAGUAGCUUUGUUUUUUGUUUCUGUACUGACUCUGUUAGUGAAACCUCUGUUUUGUUAGCUGUGGGUUGCCUUUGACUGCCUCAGUUAUUCUUUGGUAGUGUGGACAAUCCAAGUUGCUCAUCCACACAUACUCUUGUAGCUAUCUUAAGACUGUUAGUCCCUGUUCAUCCUCUUGGGCCAGUCUAGGGAGCACUGCAAUACUCUUCUGGCACAGUGGCUGUUUUGAAUUAUGUUUGCAAGAAUGUGCAUUGUUUUCUCCAAUUAGCUAUGUGGGGUUGGGGGAGGGCUCUCAAAUUUCAGUUGUUAAUUCUGACUGGACUUUCCUCAAAUGUAUCUGAAAUAUCAGUAUUUGAUAACAUUAGGUGCUUCGAUUGUUGGCCACUUGUAAUAGUAAUUUUUUUAAACUACCUAACUCAUUACAUACAGGAGUUAUUCAGGUACAGAGACCAAGUGGCCUUAUCUACACAAUGGCUCCACAUAUCAGUAGCUGUUCUAGCCCAGGUUCACUGAAAACUAUUUCUGUGACAAACUAUUCAGAAGAGUUGUCUCUUAGCUAAGUGCUACACCAGCUUAGAGGUCAUAAUGAUUAUUAAAGUGUCAAACAAAGAUGAAUGACUAACUGUACCACAAAGACUUGCAGCUGCCUUUUAACUUACGAAAGUGAAAAUCCCCUUUUUGUAGGGUGGAAGUGACAGGAAUCUUAAUGCUUCCUGUACCUCUUCCACAGGAGACUUGGCGCUCCUGCUGUUGGCCCCCUCCAGCUGUAAGAGGAUGCUGAUCAGUAUUGAGGGAGUGUGAGCCCAAUACGUCUGUUUUUAGAUUCAUAUUCCCCUAAUAUAGCAGUUUCCUAGUUGCUAUUCCUAUUUUGCUUAUUUGAUCAAGUCUGUAACAGCUCCCCUGUCCCCUUCUGCCUUGUUAGUGUUUAACUUCACUUUCCAGUAUGAGCUAGGCUUUUCAAACGGUUAGCAGGUAGGAAAGACCAACCAGUCUGCUCUUCUGCCUUCAGCUUUUGUAUUGAAGGGUUUGUCUGUGGGCAAGUCAGUGAGCUUAGACUCAAAGCUUGAUAUCUUAUAGACUAACUGGAGCUGAAAUACUGAGAGAUGCAGUUGUACAGUGCCUGUGUUUUAAACAGCAGUUUCCAGCUAAGUCUUAAACUACUAUGGAUUUCUGUCUGCAUGUGUUUGGCUAACAUUUCCCUUACUGGCAUACACCCUGUGCUCAGUGUUUCAGUGUUUCAAGUUUGAUAAGGACACAUCUUUUUCUUUUUCUUUUAGGAAGAGGAGUGGAACUUGUAUUAAUGGUUAAAUCAUGGACUUCUUAAUAAACCACAGUAUUUUGUUACUUCA